GAGCUAACGUUCAGUUUGUAGCUUAACUUUAUUCGACUAUAAAUAAAAGAAAUCACAUCCGCCUCGCACAAGGUUUGCUGAGCACACGGGGGACACCCCCAGUGCUUCCCAUGGGUGCGAGCUUCCCGAGGCCAGACUGACGAAGAGGUGCGGUUGGGAUGACCCCGCCUCUGGAGCCGUGUCAGGCUGGAAGUCCGCCGCCACGACCCACCUCACGCCGCCCGGCUGCCGCGCGUUAACAACGGCGGGACACAGCCCACCCCGCCUCCCGCUGCGGAUGUGCGGCACACCGCGGCUCCGCGCCGCCAUGAACGGAAAGGGGCAUGCGCUGAGGGAGGGCGCUGUGGGCAGCUUGCGUGCUGUGUGCCAGCCCGGGGCGGUGCUGCCGCCAUACCAGGCCGGGCUGUGCUAUGUGACGUAGGGAGGACGCGCGUGAGAGCCGGUCCGCGCCGAGGCCGGCUCAGGGGAGGGGCGGCAGCGCCUUGCCUCGCCGCCCUUUGUUUCUCUCCCUCGUCCCUGGCCUCGCAGAGCGGCAGGGCCCGCGCCCUCAUGGAGGACGAAGACUGCCCCGACCUGGUCCCGAUAGACGCCGGCGGCGAGGGGGAGACCGAGUCCAGCCGCAGCAGGAAAAUCCCAGUGACCAUCAUCACGGGAUACCUGGGAAGUGCCUUGGAGAAAUACCUGGCAGUCAGUCAAGGGGGAGAACUCUACGAAGAAUGGCUGGAGCUCAGAAAUGGCUGCCUGUGCUGUUCAGUAAAGGACAGUGGUGUGAAGGCAAUUGAGAACCUGAUGCAAAGGAGAGGAAAAUUUGACUAUAUAUUGUUAGAGACAACUGGUUUGGCAGAUCCAGGAGCUGUGGCCUCCAUGUUCUGGGUUGAUUCUGAGCUGGGAAGUGAUAUCUAUCUUGAUGGUAUUGUAGCUGUUGUUGAUGCAAAGCAUGGAUUGCAGCACUUGACAGAGGAAAAACCAGAAGGCCUUGUCAAUGAAGCAUCUCGGCAGGUUGCAUUAGCUGAUCUUAUAAUCAUCAAUAAAACAGAUUUGGUUUCAGAAGAAGAGCUGAAUAAAGUCAGAACACGUGUCAGGUCAAUAAAUGGACUUGGUAAAAUUCUAGAGACACAAAGAUCAAGAGUUGAUCUCUGCAAUGUCUUGGACCUGCAUGCUUUUGACAGUUUAUCUGGAAUAAGUUUGCAGAAAAAGCUGGAGCAUCUGAAGACAGCACAUGCACAUCUAGACAAGGGUAUAAUUACAGUAACAUUUGAAGUUCUAGGAAGUAUAAAAGAAGAAAACUUAAACCUCUUCAUUCAGGAUCUUCUGUGGGAGAAGAAUAUGAAAGAUAAGACUGGGCACACCAUGGACGUCAUAAGACUGAAGGGACUGGUAUCUAUUCAAGGCAAAUCUCAUCAGGUGAUAGUCCAAGGUGUCCAUGAGCUCUAUGAUCUAGAAGAGACUGCAGUACCCUGGGAAGAAGGUGAAAAGAGAACAAAUAGACUGGUCCUAAUAGGCAGGAACUUGGAUAAGGAGAUCAUCAAAGAAGUAUUCAUAGCCACUGUCAUGAUUUAAGCCCAGCGGGUAAUUCAGCACCAUGCAACCAUUCACUCACCCUCCCUUCUCUCCCCUGCUCUGGGUGGGAUAGGGAGGAGAAAUGAAAGAAUAUAAACCCCACGGGUUGAGAUAAGAACAGUAACUAAAGUAUAAUACAAAACCACUACUACUACUAAUAAUGAUAAUAGAAAUAACAAAGGGAGAGAAUAUAAAACUAAAAAGGGAAAGGAAAAAAAAACCAACCAAUAAACACAAGUGAUGCACAAUACAAUUGUUUACCAUCCACCAACCGAUACACAGCUCAACCCGAGCAGCAGUCUGGAUCUUCCAUGUGACUCCCCCCAGUUUCUAUACUGGGCAUGAUGUGCUGUGGUGUGGAAUACCCCUUUCGCUAGUUUGGGUCAGGUGUCCUGUCUCUGCUACCUCCAGGCUUCUCGUGCCCCUCCUCACUGGCAGAGCAUGAGGGACUGAAAAGUCUCAGGUAAGAUCAGGGCAUUACUGAGCAUUACUAAGCAAUAGCUAAAACAUCGAUGUGUUAUCAACACUGUUCUCAGACUAAACCCAAAACACAGCACCGCACCAGAUACUAGGAAGGAGAAAACUGUUACAGCUGAACCCAGGACAACCACUGUGAGAGAAAAACAAGGAAAUGGUUGACAUCAGACUACAAAAAAGGUGAAAUGUCUGUACUUAACCCUGCAAGCUUUUUAUGACGAAAAGACUGAAUGAAAUGCAGUGUAGCAGUUUCUUUUUCCUCUUUUAGUUUACACAACAGUUAAACCCUGAAGUCCUUCUAAGAAUCCCGGGUGACCUACUGCCUAAAGUAUGACCUCUUACAGUCUACGAUCAAACACGCAGAAUUCAACAUUUUGGAUUUGGCUUCAUAGAAUCAUUGAAUCACAGAAUAGUUUGGGCUGGAAGGGAUCUUCAAAAGUCAUCUAGUUCAAUCCCCAAGUUAUGUCAGUAGCAUCAUGUACCUGUGCAGAAAUGCAGAUAGGAAAAAAGCCUGUUGUCCAUGCUGUGCAAUAAGUAUUACAUAGGAAUAUGGUGAACAUGUUUGAAGCCUAGUGCCUUCUUCCAGCUAACUCUCUUGCUGCUGGAAAUGAAGCAAGAGUGAUUAUUGCAAGUGAUGUAAUCACAGUAAAAAGCGUUUAGUGUUUACUAUUAAACUGUCUUCCAUCUCUUUCGA
This is a messenger RNA of Strigops habroptila (Kakapo), 2731 nucleotides long. Its product is annotated as COBW domain-containing protein 1-like. The transcript has 14 exons. The record is from RefSeq and is a predicted model, not a curated record. Lineage: Eukaryota; Metazoa; Chordata; Aves; Psittaciformes; Psittacidae. The coding region runs from base 550 to 1560 and encodes 336 amino acids. Gene Ontology annotation, cellular component: cytoplasm.